AUGGCUGCUUCCUACAUAACUCAAGAUGUCACGCAACAUUUUGAUUCCUCUGACAAGCACGCCUACCUCCCGCUUUCUGCCUCUCGCUUUGUGUGUGUAUGCGGGCUUGUGAGCGCGAGUGUGGUUUCCAUGGCUGCCGCUAAAAUUAGUUAUCUCUUUCUCCGCGUGUUUCCGGCUAUUAGUAGAAGCAGUGGGGGAGGACUGUUAUUGCGUAGGCCGGUGCAGCAGUUCGAUGAGUGGCGUCCGGAGCUGAUAGCGCAGGAGGCGGCAGCGAAGGAGCGUGCUAGCUGCCUUCUCUUCGUCUUCCAACCCCAUCUGACACGGGGUCUAGCCAGUCUCGUGGAGGUUGCCUAUUUCGCUGCUCGUUCUCAUCUUCGCAACAAUUCAAGCUUUUACCGCCCCUCUCGCCUCCUCCUUGUUGUCCGACCCUCUCCAUCCACUCUAGCGCUUGGUGGCCCCGCCAUCUUCCACGCCACACCGGCAGAAGCUGCGAGCAUUAAGGCAGCCUACCAAUGGUUGGAAGGUCUACGAUUUUCCCAUGUGCGUUUCUUCGAACGACUGGAAGAUGCCCUCCUUCACAUCAAGGCGCUCUAUCAAUCUUGUCAGAAAGGUGCUGAUUCAGAUCCUUACGAUAAGGCACAAAAUAUGACCGGUAAAAAGCUGCUCGCCACCUACCAAUACUCUCCCUUCCACAGAAAAGUGACCGCUGACUUAACAUUCGAUCUCUAUUGCGGUGGCACGGCACCGAAGAGGGUAGACGCCAACUCUAAGGGGAAGAGGGGGGCUACCAACGCCACCGCAACUACAAAUUGGGUAUUGUGCCGUCAGCACACUAAGCGUGAUUUCGCGCUGAGCAUGGCGGUACAGCGCCAUUGUUCCCGUCUCUACUUUCAUAUCUCCCGGCAAGGUCUGUGGAUUGUGGAGCAGAUGGAGGCGGCCUUUGCCAUCGGCAGUGGGAAGGAGGUAAUCCUCUGUGUCGAAUACCUCAGCGAUGAUGGCAACGUUACUUCAAUCGCAGCAGAGUCAGAGCAAGAAACAAGUUCAGGGAAUUCUUCGGGUUACAGCAGUCUCGCCAGUACCCCGGAUGAGGCCUAUCAACCACCAAGCACCACCACCACCGUCACCGACCUCUCAUCACUCUCAUCCUCUUCUCCUGUUUCUUAUCCUCUCCCCCCAUUUCGAUCCGUUUCUUGUAGCAGGAUGGGAUUGAUGAGGACUCACUCGGUGGGGGUGGAAUGCGAGAAGGAGCAUCAUACAAUUCGAAAGGAUAAAGCGAAAGAAGAUAGAACGAUAGAGAAGGUGAUUUCUCUCCCAUCUACUCCUUCUGUAGUCGUUUUUGGUGGUAAUGAAGUGUGUGGCCUGUCGCCGAUAGCUGUGAAGGAUCACAAUCGGUCGCGUAACUACCUUAAAGCUCUCCUUGAAGAGGCCGUUGAAAGGGGAGAUGGAAGAGGCCUUCUUCUUUCCCGGCCGGUGGAAGACAUCAAGGACCUUUUCUCCACCUUAUUUUAA
Messenger RNA from Echinococcus granulosus, 1509 nucleotides. RefSeq lists its product as hypothetical. The coding region runs from base 1 to 1509 and encodes 502 amino acids. Lineage: Eukaryota; Metazoa; Platyhelminthes; Cestoda; Cyclophyllidea; Taeniidae. Gene Ontology annotation, cellular component: plasma membrane. The record is from RefSeq and is a predicted model, not a curated record. The transcript is spliced from 6 exons.